This is a messenger RNA of Lagopus muta (rock ptarmigan), 2245 nucleotides long. RefSeq names its product TBCC domain containing 1 (gene TBCCD1). Gene Ontology annotation, biological process: maintenance of Golgi location; maintenance of centrosome location. The record is from RefSeq and is a predicted model, not a curated record. NCBI's taxonomy places the organism in Eukaryota, Metazoa, Chordata, Aves, Galliformes, Phasianidae. The transcript is spliced from 7 exons. Gene Ontology annotation, cellular component: spindle pole centrosome. Bases 34 to 1701 code for a protein of 555 amino acids.
GGAAGCGUCCUCUCGUUGGUUCGCGCGGCCGUCAUGGCGGCGGCCGCGGCACUGUGGCCGCGGACGGAGCCGCUGCUGUUGGGCGCGCUGCCCGUGCCGCCGCCCGCGCGCUUGGGCCCCCACUACCUGCGCAAGAUGGCGGCCUACGCGCGGGCGCGGGCGGCCGAGGGCUGUUACCCGCGGCUGAGCUGGCCGCGAUGGCGGCACAUCGCCUGCGGCAAGCUGCAGCUGGGCCGCGACCUGGCCUGGCUCUACUUCGAGCGCUUCCACGACCUCCUCCCGCCACCCGAUCCGCCCCGCCGCCUGCAGCGCGCCGAGGCUGAGGCGGCGUGUGGCAGCGCCGAGGAGCUGGAGCGGGAGCGCGGCAAGCUCUCCGUGGACACGCUGCGCUUCCUGCUCUUCCUCUAUGUGCAGCAGCUGAACAAGGCCUCUCUGCGAACGUCCCUCAUCGGCGAGGAGUGGCCCAGCCCCAGGGCCAGGGCUGCCGGGCUGCCGGGCAGGGCCGCGGGGCACAGCAAGAACUGGAAUGACCAGGACCACCUUGCCUUUGUGCUCACACACCUCUCAGACAUGCUGGAGCUGCUGCUGGAGCCAGAGCAGCUCGGUGCCUCCUCGCACGCCACCCACAACAGCUUGGUGUCCUACGAAGCCGUCUGUGCCCUCAGCUUCCUCAUCGAAGGCACUGUGAACAACUCAAGGACCAUCCAUCCUCUGCAUGAGCUUGCCCUCUGGCAGCCCUGCCAUGGGCAGAACGGCUACUCUAAGAUCUCCAAAACCUUCUCCUUCCCCAAACUAGAGAACUGGCUGCGCUCCUGCCUGAUAAUAAAUCCUUUUGGAAUGACUGCCUGCCUACGGUCUGGGAAGAAGCUUGCGUGGGCACAGCAAGUUGAAGGAACAACCAGGAGAGCAAAGAUUGCCUGUAACACUCGUGUGGUGCCUGAGGUGUCCCCUAUGGUGAUAAUGAGCCAGGUUUACAAACAGACACUGGCCAAGAGCUCGGACACCUUGGUGGGUGCUCAUGUCAGAAUUCAUCGCUGCAACGAGUCCUUCAUUUAUCUCCUCUCUCCUCUUUGCUCUGUGACCAUUGAGAAGUGCCAGAAUAGCACGUUUGUGCUUGGCCCUGUGGAGGCAUCUGUUCACGUCCACAGCUGUGACAAUAUCAAAGUCAUCACCGUUUGCCAUUGCUUGUCUCUUUCCUCCACCACUGGCUGUACUUUUCACAUUCUGACUCCUACCCAGCCCCUUAUCCUUGCGGGAAACCAAGCAAUCAGCUUUGCCCCUUUCCACACCCAUUACCCCAUGCUGGAAGACCACAUGGCUCAAGUGGGGCUGGCCACCGUGCCCAACUACUGGGACAGCCCCAUGCUGGUGUGCAAGGAGGGCAGUGAUGCCAGCGUCUUCCGCCUCCUGCCGCCCUUGGACUUCUACACCUUUGUGAUUCCUUUUGAGAUGGAAGGAGACACCACAGAGACACCAGGGGGGCUUCCCCAUGCCUAUCAGAAGGCAUUGAAUCAGCGAGAGCAGAAGGUGCAGAUCUGGCAGAAAAUGGUGAAGGAGGCGUGCCUGACCAAGGAUCAAAGGAAGCAGUUCCAGAUGCUGGUGGAAAGCAAGUUCUAUGAAUGGCUGAUUCAGACAGGGAACCGUCAGCAGCUGGAUAGCCUCGUCCCUCCUGCUGUGGGCUCCAAGCAGGCUGCAGGAUAGCAUCAUGUUCCUCUGCACCAGAAGGAAAGGAAGGAGUUGUGGGAACAGACAGCGCUGUCCUGAAAACGUUUCCCAUAAAGACUUUGCGGCUGUUCUGACUGCACGCGCUCGAUGUGGAUCUGAUGCCCAGCCUGUGUGUGGAUUUGGACAUCUCUCUGGUUUAGGAUUUGGACAUCUCUCUGGUUUAGGAUUUGGAAUAGCUGCUGCUUUCUCAGGAAUGUACUGUAACUGUUCUGUUGGUAAAUGAGAAGGAAGGUGCAUGCUGCUGGAGGAUGAUGAGGCAGUACAUGUGCCCCUUGCUGCAAGGAGGCUGGUGUCAUGGUUACCAUCUGUGGUAUCUGUGUGUGUGUCCAGCAAAGGAGCCUUUCCUGAUAUACAGCUGGCUGUCACAUGUGUCUUUAUUGUACAGGCCAGCUGCCCUGUUUUUAUAAAUGUGAAAAACAAAUGUUUGAUUGUUUAUGAAUGAAAUACUAUAGAUUUUUUUUAUUAAUAUGAAGACAGCACUUAAGCAGUGUGAUUUGGGUGGAAUUACCUUUCUUGUAUA